UUUUUUAUUACCAGAUAUUCCAGCUUCACCUCUGAAUUAAAUAAUAAGUGUUGUUACUUCCACAUCCACACAUCUAUAGUAAUAUUAUAAAAAAGAAGAAGAAGAAGGUUCUGAAACUAUACUGUUGAAAACUCUACAUUCGCUGGUGACAUAGACUAUAAUUUACACGGGCGUGACUUGAUAAUCUUGUAAUUACCCAAGUAACACUAUUUACUAUAACUAAAACCUUUAGUUACUUAUCAGUCAUAAAAUAAGAUCUAUAAUAGUAACCGUUGUGACUGGUUGUACUAUAAUGGUUUUCAACAAAGCGAUUUAAUUCUUUAAUAUUUAAGAGUAUGUUAUGUUUUUAGAUCAAAUCGAUGAUAAAACUAGGGCCUAUUUGGGGUUUACAACAUUAUUAUUAAACUGAUUAGCACGCAUUAUAAUAAAACGUUCUUGAAACUAUGCCACCGAAUUUUGCUACUUGGGAGAUAUACCCUCUACCCAAUUCAUUAGUAUUAUCAAUCCUAAAAUUUAUAUUUCAGGAGACAUACCGACGUUGGGCGUGCAGCACAAUGGUGCCUCUUUGGGUGGAGGAGGGUGCGGAGGAAGGCGGCGAGGAGGGUGGGCGAACACGGCGAGCGCCGGCCGAGCACGCGGCACGGUGGCGAGCGCGGCACCUCGAGCGUGUCGGACAUCUGGACCGGCGGCGCGCCGGCGGCGUCGUCGGCCGCUGGGUCCGCGCCGCUGCCGCUGGCCCCGGUCGGCCUCUAGCGAGACUCAAACCCUGUCUCUCUGUCUGCCAGCUCGUCGAGCAACACUGCCCCUACUUUCUGCCGGCGGAUCGCGCACCUGCCUACCCCACUCAGUAUGCAGGGGAGCCCACGUUCCUAUGCCUCGAUCCGCGCAUCCUGGAAACGGGUGCGCAGGCGAACAAAUCCAACUACGGGCCGGACGAGUGCUGCUACUGGUACUGCGAGGGACGGCUGUGCUAUCGAUGCGAGGCACGGUUAAGCGAGCAGCCGAGGCCAGAGGCUGAACGGUGCACGCCAGUGGAAGAACGUGUGCCAUCAUGUUCGGUGCCAUACCAGGCACCGGCAUCGGCUACUAAUGUGCCCCCACCCCGCACUGCUCUCCUCUUCCUUGCGCUGCUCCUAGCCGCGCUCGCACGGACCCAUUGGACGCUUCGCACGCCUCUAGUGAAUGUGCGCGACUCGAGGUUAUAG
Messenger RNA from Diatraea saccharalis (sugarcane borer), 1205 nucleotides. NCBI's taxonomy places the organism in Eukaryota, Metazoa, Arthropoda, Insecta, Lepidoptera, Crambidae. The record is from the annotation of a GenBank genome assembly.